Acanthamoeba castellanii str. Neff is the source of this 1140-nucleotide messenger RNA. RefSeq names its product Magnesium-ATPase. NCBI's taxonomy places the organism in Eukaryota, Discosea, Longamoebia, Acanthamoebidae. Gene Ontology annotation, molecular function: ATPase-coupled intramembrane lipid carrier activity. The transcript has 11 exons. Gene Ontology annotation, cellular component: plasma membrane. The record is from RefSeq and is a predicted model, not a curated record. Bases 1 to 1140 code for a protein of 379 amino acids. Gene Ontology annotation, biological process: phospholipid translocation.
AUGGCCUCUUGCACUGCACGUCGUGAGAACGUUGACAGUCUUUCCAUUCACUCGCAGAAGCGGAAGCGCGCGCUGGUCAUCGACGGCGGCAGCAUCAAGUUCGCCCUCAAGGACCACCGCACCCUCUUCUACAACCUGGCCCGCAGCUGCCACUCAGUGAUUUGCAAUCGUGUGACGCCGCUGCAGAAGGCCAAGGUGGUGCGGCUGAUCAAGGAGACGUCGAAGGAGGUGAAUGCGUUGAUCAUUCACUACUCGUUCUACAAGAACGCGGCCGUGUUCUUGGCCCAAGUGUGGUUCGGCAUUUUCUCCGGCUUCUCCAGUCAGACGCUGUACGACGAUUGGGUCAUGACCUUCUUCAACAUCCUCUUCACCGCGUGGCCGCCCAUCGCCGUGGCCGUGUUCGAGACCGACAUCUCCCAUCGUGUCAUCGAAGCCAACCCGCACGUGUACAAGCGCGUGCAGAGCAAUGGGGUCUUCACCAUGUGGUCACUCUGCGGCUGGUUCGCCGCUUCCAUUUACCACUCCCUCGUGAUCUUCUUCGGGGCCUACUUCCUGUGGGCCGACGGGCUGCAGGACACGUCGGGCCUGGACACGGGCUUCUACUCGAUGGGCCACGCCAUCCUCUUCGUCGGCAUCAUCGUCAUCUUCCUCAAGCUCUUCCUCCACGUCAACAACUGGAAUUGGUUGGUCCACUUCACCGUGUGGGGCAGUCUCCUGCUGUACAUUAUUCUCGUGCUGGGCGAGGGCUCCGUCAUCUAUUUCUUCCCCAACCAAUUUUUCGUUUUCUUCCACAUAUGUACCAUGCCAAUCAUUUAUCUAUGGGUCUUGCUGGGAACCGUGGCCUGCCUCCUCCCCGACUUCCUCUUCGCCUAUGUGCAGCGCAACUUCUUCCCGGAGCCGUGGCAAAUUUUGCAGGAAGAGGACCGCCUUCUCAAGAAGCGCCACAUCAAGUCCUCCUCCAAGAACUACGGCUCUCUCAGCGACAACCCGGAGGCGUCGCCGGUGCCGAUUCAAGCCGAGUGGGCGGCCACGGGCUCGGUCAAGGCCGCGGGCACCAAGAGCGGUGGCUACAGUCGCCUGGGGGAGCCCCUCCUCGCCAGCUCCAGCAGCGCCUUCAACGACUCAGAUUCGGACAACUGA